Molecule: messenger RNA, 747 nt
Organism: Ruditapes philippinarum (Manila clam)
Lineage: Eukaryota; Metazoa; Mollusca; Bivalvia; Venerida; Veneridae
Product: organic cation/carnitine transporter 2-like
Exons: 5
Coding region: 30-623 (197 amino acids)
Biological process (GO): transmembrane transport
Cellular component (GO): membrane
Molecular function (GO): transmembrane transporter activity
Source: RefSeq, a predicted model, not a curated record
GUGACAGUUUUGUGUACUUUGGUUUGUAUAUGACGUCAUCAGAUCUCUAUGGUGACCGAUAUCUCAACUUCUUUCUGAGUGCCGCAGUUGAAUAUUUUUCAGCCUUUAUAGAGUACUUGUGUCUAGCCAGGAUAGGACGUAAAUGGACAGCUAUCAUUGGUCAUAUCAUUGCUGCAGUAGGGUUGGCUGUCGCUACAGGAUUAACAUAUACAGCAGGUGGUAACUCUGGAAUGCUUACGGCAGCUACAGCAUUUAUGUUAAUUGGGAAAAUGGGAAUAACUACUGGGUAUAGUUCAAUCUAUCUCACUACACCAGAGCUUUAUCCAACAAACAUGAGAAAUAUUGGUCUUGGGGUUUGUUCCUUCAUGGAAAAGGUUGGAUCUAUGAUUGCUCCAUUCUCCAGGAAUGUGUCAAGUGAGAUAAAAUGGCUGCCGCCGUGCGUGUUUGCCGUCAUGUCUUUAAUCACAGUGAUAUUAUUUGCAUUUGUGCCGGAAACCAACGGUGUUGAACUUCCGCAAACAGUAGAAGAACUCAGUGAAUGGUAUCGCGUGAACAAAUUUGAACUACGAGUUGGCAAAAAUAGACUGGCAACUAAAGAGGUUGAAAAUAUUGUAAAAGAAUAGAGAAACUCAUUGUUGAUUUUUAAACAGAGCCUAGAAGUUUUAAGAAUUUCAAUGAAGCUGCUCUAAAAAUGACUUAUCUUCAAUGAAACGACUGGUGUCAAACUGUAUUAGCUAUACUGUUUAU